Molecule: messenger RNA, 7801 nt
Organism: Paramormyrops kingsleyae
Lineage: Eukaryota; Metazoa; Chordata; Actinopteri; Osteoglossiformes; Mormyridae
Gene: enc3
Product: ectodermal-neural cortex 3
Biological process (GO): ubiquitin-dependent protein catabolic process
Cellular component (GO): Cul3-RING ubiquitin ligase complex; cytoplasm
Molecular function (GO): protein binding
Source: RefSeq, a predicted model, not a curated record
CGUGGUCCAAAUGAAUUCACAAAAUAAAGAAAAAGAAAUCAACAACAAUAUUAAAAUUAUGUAAUAAUUUUGUGUAAUCAGUGGCCUGAACAGUUUGUGGGUGGGAUGGCUAGAGUCCCUAGUGAUCCUGGUGGCCCGGGAUCUGCACCUACCAGCCCGUUAGGACAUCUAUGCUGAAAGGUGCAGAUCCCGCCCACAAACUGAUCAGGCCACUGAGGUCAGGGAAACGCCUCUGCAGCCUGAAGUCAAGAACUGAACGGUUUAGGAGGAGUUUUUACCCAUAAACAGUGAGACUCCUCAACCACAGCACAUAAUGGACAACGACACACACACACACAGUCUUCUACUAUCCAUUUCCAUAGCUAUAAAAUAUUUGCAUAUCUGCAUUUCAUGGCACACCUACAGUGAGAUUUAUAUCUUCACAGUGCAAUCUGUAUACAGUGCAAUUUAUACUUUAUAUUUAUACUUUCACAGUGCAAAGUUAUCUAUACUUAUGUGUGUUAUGUAUACUAUAUGCACUUUAUCUUUCUGUGAUGUUGGUACUUAUUUCUUUUGUAUGUAUAGCACAGCCGGGGUAAUUAUUGCCAGAAAAAUCAUUUCACUGUAUUUUGUGGCAGCUAUAACUACAUGUGACAAAUAACGGAUCUACAUCUACACAUCUAUUAAGGAUAUACAUCUACAUCUAAUAUGCCCUGAAGGGUACAUUGAUUUGAAAAAUCCCGUAUUACAAUCUUUACAAUAAAAGUUCUGUUAUACUUAUUUUUUUCUCUUCGCUUUAAUUGUCAUUCAAACCACUUGACAUGAUAAGAACGAAACACCGUUUCAUUUCAAGUGCAUGGAUAGACCGGAAAAGUGCGGGGGAGAGAUACACCGGCACACAAAGCAAUAGUAAACAAUGAUUGGAGAUGUAGGAAUAAUAAAUAGAUAUCAAAUAUAAAGUACUGCUUUAAUAAAUAAAUAUGCAAGUACUGACCACAGUGCAAAUGGCAAAAAGUGACAAACUACGUACUUAGUAAUUCAUCUAGUUAAUGAUGCUAUGAUGUGAAUAUCCCUAAUAUCACUAACAUGGGUCUAGAGUGGACGUGACGUGCUUCACUGGAUAGAAACAGAAACGGCUACAUUUUUGUGCAUCUAUAUUUCCAGUCGCGUCUACUGUGCAGUAUAACAAAAAGCUACGAUGAACUUCUGGAUGGUAACAGCAGAGGGAGCUAGAGGAUUAUCAGCGCUUGAUUGAGUCUCGUUAGUUGGGGAGAUUUUAGAAUCGCUUUGGAACUACAAACAAGCCGGGACCUCAUUGCAAACUCAUCAUAAAGUCAAAUGAAGAACAGACCAGUGAUAGAUAUAGCAUCUUAAGACAUAAGGAAAGAGUUGGAGAAUUAAAACAAGCCAGUGGUGAUUAGGGAGACUCUCUAAUGAAGGCUUCCAAAAGCUUUAUCCAGACAACAUUAUACUCCAGCAGGUGCUGAUGAUUACAGGACUGCAACCUCAUGACUAAAUUAAUGCUGACCAAGGAUAAAUGACUUUGAGUGUAAGAGAAGAGCAGGUCAACUAAAAAAAAAGCAGGAAUCUGUAAAUUCAGCUGUAUGAGCAGGAAACUAAUAACAUCUACUAGGAUCGAGACACUAUAUAUGUGUAAGGAGUUUCUAAUGGAGAUGUGCUGGCUAGAGAGGAAAUGCUUAAAUAAACCCCGAUGCUGGAGGCUCCUGCCAAAACCAUCGCCAGGAUUAUUGGAACAAGUUGUGCUUUGACAUUCCUGUGAACCUGCACAGGUCUGGUUGACACUGCCCAGGGAGAACAAUGAAACACAGUUCCUGGCAAGAUAUCGUCAUGACAGGCGUUUCUGUUCAGUACCGAAGCAUCGUGGAAUACAAUACGGGCCUUUUACUCAGAGCCACUCGUAGCCAGGGUGGGAGUAUUUUCUGCAAAGCGGGAGUAUGUGUGUUAAUGCUCAACAAUGUUAACCCAUUACUAUGUUAGCUGAAAACCAUGUUUGUUAGCCAUUGCUAGUCACGGUGUCCUUUAACGGGGAUUUACAGGGAUUAAUGAAAUGUCACCCGCAAGGCUUCCAGAACAAAACAACCUAUAUGAACAGUAAAGUAAAUCUGACUGCCAGCUAUGAUUAUGUCUGCCAGGUACGCCAUUCUGGCGGGCAUCCAGAUUUAUGUACAAGUCUCUCUGUUCUCAGUGUGGACUUUGACCUUGUUAAAAUAUACUAAAUGCUAUACUCCGUCACAUUUUGGGUGACUCUGUGUAAUGAUUUUUUCCGUCUCUUUAACUUUAAGAAUGGUGUUCAUGCCUUUUGACUUAUAUUAUAUCCUAAGUCCCAAGGGCCAGUCUGAGGCACAGUGUGACUAUUAAUCAACAGCUGCAAUGUGUGAGUAGGCUUAGAGUAGUGUUUGAGAGUAGCGUUUGCCAUGAGAGUAGCGUUUUAUUAUACGGGGAACGAAAUAGGUGAAGCGAAGGUUGUGGUUUAGUUCUGAGCAUCCUUCACGGUAAAAACCACGAUUGACGUGAUUCGUGUCACCCUGUAAUAGUGGUGAUGAAGAAAGGAGACUGUCUGCAACCAGUCUAACUAAAGAACAAAUUACGACAGCUUUAUGAACGGGAAAAAGAUAUGAAUUUCAGAUUAAAUGCAGCUCCGUUAUGCAAAAUAUUCAGACAACGUGAAUGUCGAGACUGCUGACAGUAUGUUUACAAAGAGCAAACAGUACUUCCAAAAAUGUUGACCUGCUUAUGUACAUGUCAAAGCAAGCCUGAGCGAAACAGGCAGUUAGAAGAUGGAUGGAUGCUGCAGAGUCAGUUGCAAUACAAAAAUAUUUACGUCACAAUUAAAAUAUUUUUUGAAUAGCAGCUUGUACAAAUGGAGGAGAAAUCAGUCUGGAUGAUGAAAUGCUCCGAGAGAAGGUGCAGUGGCCACGGCCCCUGAUAGAGGGGAUACGCAGCCUUCUGCCCACGGCGCUGCGGCUGUUCUGCUCCUGCUUCGCUACCGCUCCCAAGUUCCAUCCAGUUUUCAAUUUUUGUAAUUGGCGAAGCCACACUAAACAGCCCAGUGAUCAUGUGUCAUCGUCAGAUAUGCCAGUCAAAAGAAAGCCUUAGGAAUGUCUUACUUUCAAAAUAUCGUAAUAUGAGUGUGAAAUAAAACCACUGAAACUGGCGACGAACAGCCUCACGUGGGGCCGGACCACCCAGGCCAAACACCUACGUCACAAGCCGCUGCACAGAUUAUUCUAAUUCACUUGUAGUAAUAAGUGACAUUAUGCAAAAGCCUUGGCUGCGCUUUGCUACUCCACCAGGAAAGACAUUCUCCUCGGGCGAGUGUCGCCACAGUAGCUAACUGAAAUAAAGCAUGAAAUGCGUUUGUUCUGCGGUAUUUAUCAAACGAGAUUCCCUUGUAUUGCGGCAGUUUGCCCUGCAGUUAUUUUAAAUUGUACUUUUAAACGUUCCGGCCGGAAUCCAAGCAUUGUACAAUUUCAUUUGAAAGCGUGCGACGCCUGUUUGGGACUGAUAUGCGGACAAAUGAAGCGGCGAUUUAAAUGUCCGCACGGACUCGGAAUCGAUACAAAAAACCCGGAGCGAGGAGCAACCACGCACAUUUUGAAAAGUGUAUUAUUCUGACACACAUCCCCCAAGCCCGCUUCCAUUGGCAGGAGCCUCAGGCUGGAGGAGGAGCCCGUUGUGAAGCAUUAACUUGCGCUGGCACUGGCCUCCCAGUACAGCUCGCUCCACUGGUUCUGCGUGCUGCCCGAACCUACCGCGAGCCGCCUUCGCUUUAUCAAUCAGCCCGAUCGGCAAAGACCUGAUGGGUGAUCAGCGCGUCCAUUUGGCUAUCGGUACCGGCGCCGGACUCACCUGAAGCGCAUUUAUCGACGCGAUCGCGGCUACCGGCGCUAUUCGGCGUUAUUGCAGGGUGAGAGACUGACGGCGAUCGUGUGAAUAGCGGCGGCGCUUCGGUGUCGCUCCGAAAACUCACUACAGCCCGCAGGUUCGUUAGAUCGACAAUGUCUGUGAGCAGCCACGAGAACCGGAAGUCCCGAUCAAGUUCUGGAUCUAUGAACAUCUAUCUGUUCCACAAGGCGUCGCAUGCAGACAGCCUCCUGACGCAGUUGAACCUUCUGCGGAAGCGCUGCAUCUUCACUGAUGUGGUACUGCGGGCCGGCAACCGAGCCUUCCCCUGCCACCGUGCCGUGUUGGCUUCUUGCAGUCGCUACUUCGAGGCCAUGUUCAAUGGGGGGCUCAAGGAGAGCCGGGAUGCUGAGGUCAACUUCCAUGACUCCCUGCACCCCGAGGUGCUGGAGCUCCUCUUGGACUAUGCCUAUUCAGCCCGAGUCAUCAUCAACGAGGAGAACGCCGAGUCUCUCCUGGAGGCAGGAGACAUGCUCCAGUUUCACGACAUCCGAGACGCGUCGGCUGAGUUCCUGGAAAAGAACCUGCAUCCGUCUAACUGCCUGGGCAUGAUGCUGCUGUCCGACGCCCACCAGUGCGAGCGGCUGUAUGAGCUGUCCUGGAGGAUGUGCCUGGCCAACUUUGCGUCUCUCUUCAGGACUGAGGAUUUCCUCCGUUUGCCCAAAGACAAAGUUCAGGCCCUGAUUUUCAGCGAGGAGCUUGAGGUGGAGGAUGAGAGUCUGGUGUACGAAGCCGUCAUUGCCUGGGUAAAGGCCGACAUUGAGAGGAGACAUGGUUACAUCCCAGAGCUGUUGCGAUUUGUACGCCUUGCCCUGCUCCCAGAAUCGUACCUGCUUAAGAAUGUUGUGUCAGAGGAGCUAGUAAUGGGUCACAAACUGGGUCGGGAGAUAGUCGAUGAUGCGGUCCGUUGCAAGAUGAGGAUCCUGCAGAAUGAAGGUGUUGUCACUGGCUUCUGUGCCAGACCAAGGAAGGUUAGUCAAGCACUUCUGUUGCUGGGUGGCCAGACGUUCAUGUGUGACAAGGUUUACAUGAUAGAUCAUAAGACCAAGGAGAUUACCCCCAAAACGGACAUCCCCUCUCCUCGGAAGGAAUGCAGCGCCUGCGCCAUUGGCUGCAAGGUGUAUGUCACCGGUGGCCGGGGCUCCGAGAACGGGGCCUCUAAGGACGUGUGGGUCUACGACACGCUUCACGACGAGUGGUCAAAAGCCGCACCCAUGCUGGUGGCCAGGUUUGGUCACGGGUCAGCGGAGCUCGAUCAUACCUUGUAUGUUGUGGGCGGCCAUACUUCUUUGGCUGGCUCCUUCCCGGCUUCCCCGUCGGUGUCCCUCAAGCAGGUGGAGCAGUAUGACCCACAGGGCAACAAGUGGACGUUGGUUGCCCCACUGCGGGAAGGAGUGAGCAACGCUGCCGUCGUAGGAGCCAAGAACAAGCUUUUUGUGUUUGGCGGCACCAGCCUCAACCGGGACAAGUUCCCUAAGGUCCAGUGCUUUGACCCGUGCGUGAACUGCUGGACCGUUCCUUCCGUUUGCCCUCAGCUCUGGCGCUACACCGCUGCUGCCGUGGUGGGCAGCCACGUCGUCGUCAUCGGCGGCGACACGGAAUUCUCUGCCAGCUCCGCCUACCGCUUCAACAGCGAGACUUUCCAGUGGUCUAAAUUCGGGGACGUCACGGCCAAGAGGAUCAGCUGUCACGCCGUUGCGUCCGGCAAUCGCUUGUAUGUGGUCGGGGGCUACUUCGGAGCACAGCGCUGCAAGACCUUGGACUGCUAUGACCCGUCCACAGACACAUGGGACAGCGUUACCAGCGUGCCGUACUCUCUAAUACCAACAGCGUUUGUUAGUACUUGGAAGUACCUUUCUGCAUAGGAGUGAAACAGCAUCAGUCUUAUCGGCAAAUCUGCAUGGAAUGUGCUUGAGCGUCCUCCCCCCUUGCCGCCUGCAGAAUUCCAGGGGGUGAAUGGAGCUGCAGCGGGAAAGAUGAACCCCCCUCCGCUUUGGGGAUCACACCAACCUCGUCCUGGAUCUGCUCCUUCAGUCAGGAGGAGAAACAGUGGAACCCCACCCCCCCCGAUCUGUUUUAUAUUUGUUCUCUAUUUGAAUGUGUCUGUGUUUCCACGUUGGCGACUCUGAGCCACCCCCCUGGGGGGGGGGGAUGGAGCAAAAUGGAAGCUGGUGAAAAUUCAAGUUUAUGGGGGGCACUGAGGCUGCUGGGUAUGUGCCCCCCCUGCCCUGAGACUGUCGGAGGCUCCUCUGGCCUGGAGCGGGACACACUGUGGACUGGACACAUACAGGGGGGGGGGGGUGUUCCAGCCCACAGGGGGUGCCUUGCCUACCCUCAGCUGAGCGCGAUGUGCUGGACGGGACCUGCUUGCUGGGGGGGGGGGGGGCAGCUAAUUUAAGCCGAAUGGCUUUAAGAAGGUCUGCUGGUGCCCAAGAGGACGACGGCUGCGGAGAAACCAGCCCACGGUUAACCGGCUCGAUAGCGGUCUGACGCUUCGCGGCACGAUAGCGGUCUGACGCUUCGCGGCUCGAUAGCGGUCUGACGCUUCGCGGCUCGAUAGCGGUCUGACGCUUCGCGGCUCGAUAGCGGUCUGACGCUUCGCGGCUCGAUAGCGGUCUGACGCUUUGUAAAGAGUUUCGCUUCUCUCUGUCACUCGCUGGGCUUCCUGAGUGAAGCAGACCCGCUGUAAGACACGAGCCGCUGUCGUUAGCCAGAUCCUCUCUCGUACUUAACGGAAUUUAUAUCUCUGGACACAAACUGGCUUCUGUUUUUGGCGUCUAAAUCCAUCUUCUAUCUGUGCUAAAGUAGCUAUGCAGAGAAUGUUGGACACAUGAAUGAAGUUUUGUGUGUGUGUGUGUGUGUGUUUUUUUUUUUUUUUUAACUUUGUAAUGUUUGGAUGCUCAGGGUUUUCCUGUCCCAUCAUUUAUUCACUUUUCUUUACGCCUUGACUACUGCGUUAAACCAGAAUUAAUACUGUAAAUAUUUGCUGUAUGUUGCUGUAUUGUGACAGUCUGACAGCUGACCCUAUUGGUUAAAAAUACUGGACAUAUUUACAGCAUUAAGAUUGUUGUACUCUGGAAAUGUGUAAAGAGUGUGUCUGUCCAAGUCCUGUUUACUUGUCUAUGAUUUUAGCUUCUUUCUCUUCAUGUGUUGUACAGUCUUAUUUUGCAGUCUGUUUUGCACAUCAGUUAGACUUAGUCUUACUUUUAAUAUUUAAUAUGUUGUUCCUUGAGCAACAUGAAUGAUUGUGUCAUCUGGCACGUCUUGCUGAAUGUCUUGCCCCAGUAAUGAUCUGUUGCUGGGCGUUUCGAGGGCCAGAUGGUCUGAUGACAUGAGAUCUUUCUGCUUGCUGUUCAGGUGGCAGUCCGGUGCCUGUGUUGGAAUAGUUUCCGUCGCAUAAUUAAACUUUUGUAGAGGACUAAAAAAAUGAGUGAUUAACACAAAUUCCAAUAGAUGCAAUGAAAUAAUCUAAACUCCCUCACGUCGCUGUCAGGCUCAGAAAUGUAUCAGAAAGAUUUGUUUGUUGGUUGGGCACCCAGGUGACUCCCAGAGGUUUUUUCCCCCCAAAACAGGAGUUUCAGAAUUAGAAUUUUAGAAUUUGGUGAUCAGUGGUCAUUGUUGACACACCACAUCAGACUACGCAACAACGAAAUGUGUCCUGCAUUUAACCCAUAUAUGACAUUUUGAUUCUCUUCUCCUCCUCUUCUCCUUCUUUUUCUCUCCUCUCCGUCUUAUGCACCAUUUUGUAUAAAUGAUGUAAUAAUGGAUUACCACACAUUCUUUUCAAGUGCUUUGGGGCAACUUUGUUACGAAAGGGCCUUUAUCGAUAUUGAAUUGAAAUAAUUGGACAAAGUGUAUUUCAGUGAGGAAACAAAGUAAAUGCUGUUCUACACGCUAA